Danio rerio (zebrafish) is the source of this 2231-nucleotide messenger RNA. Lineage: Eukaryota; Metazoa; Chordata; Actinopteri; Cypriniformes; Danionidae. The record is from RefSeq and is a predicted model, not a curated record.
UGUCUCGUUAUCUGUAAUGUAUAGAGAAAAAAAACUUUUGACUUCAUAAGUAGUAAGUUCUCUGAUAAAUAUUGCAUUUUGUUGUGGAAGAAACAGUUGUUCAUUGUGUUUGACACUGUAGACCUUUAAUUAUGCAGAAUUUCAUGUCUAUUAAAGACCAAUCUGUGUGUUUCAGAGUCUCCGGUGAAUCCUCAAGUUGUGCUGUAUGUGAAUGAGCAGGAGCUGCAGGGUCAGCAGGAGGUGUUGGAGGGCAGAUCUGUGAGUCUGCGCUGCUCUGCUGAGACUCUCUGCUCUUCUCCUCCAGCAACUCUCACAUGGAGCUCCACUGCCAGAAUCCUCCUCAGUGAGAGCAGCAAACUACAGGAGCUCAUCAUCUCUGAUCUGAACUUCACAGCUGCUCAGCGGCACAACAGAGUCACUUUCACCUGCUCUAUAAGCUACCAGCUGCAGGACAACAACAGAACAGCUCACAGCAGCAUCACAUUACAUGUGCAAUGUAGGACUUUUACUGCCGUCUCUUCUCCUCCAUAAGACACUCAUAAAUCUAGUGGUUUAAUAUCAUUCUCUCUCUCUCUUUUAGAUACUCCUCAGAUCUCAAACUCCAGCUGUUCCAGUACUAAUGUAACUGUGUGUUUCUGUGAGGUUGAUGGGAAUCCCUCUCCUGAAGUGCAGUGGCAUCUGUCUGGACAUCCCGUCUCAAACUCUUCAAACACGUUCAUCAGUGAAGAGCGAAUGAGCAACACAAGCUUGAGGAGCUUCAUCUCUCUAGAUCACUCUCUCACACACACAAACACUCUGCUGUGUGUCAGUAAAAACACUCAUGGCACAUCAACUCAACUGUUUCAUUUGGACUUGGUCAUUCAAAAAGAAAUCUCAAAUCUGUUCCUUAUUCUGAUUGGAGCUGCUGCUGGGGCUUUUGCGAUUGUGAUGUUGUGUGGUGUUACAUAUACGUGUGUCCGAAAAAACAAUGGGAAACUUCAGCCGACUGACCAAGGAAAGGAAAGUGUUAAUAAUGUAGAUGAAGAGAAUCAAGAUGACUCUGUUGAUGCAAAUAACAUCAUGAUGUCAUCUGCUGGAGCCACUACAGGAAAUCAAGAGUCCAUUAUUUAUUCCUCCAUUGACUUCUCAAAUUCUAAAUCAAGGUCCCUGGAGGUGGAGAGCGUCUCUUGUCUUCAUGUUGAAUAUGCAGUGGUCCUGCGCGGUUCUGGAGGAACAGCCGGCGCAGAGAGUUCAGUGAGAGAGUCUACAAGAUCAACGGAAGCACAGGUGAUUGUGAGAGCAGAUGAGCUUACUAAACAAACAAAGUCAAAACAACCAGAGGAAGAGCUGUUUGAAGAAGACUCUCAGCUCUAUGCAAAGGUUCAUAAACGCCAUAAUCCAUAGAGAACAUCAGCAUGACUGUGUAUCAGCAGGAAAACAUUCUGAAUUGUUUUAGAGUUUUGGCCUUGACUAUUUCAUAAAAUUCAGGUCUUUUUUUCUUUUCUUAUUCAUCUCUAUAUGACACAAUGAAUUUAUUUGAGGUAGAUUUGUAUAUGUAUAUAAUCUAUGCAUUUAAAAAGUGAAGCAUGUAAACAGAUUUUUAUGUAAAUAUCUCAUAAAUGUUUAUCAAAGGAUGUAUUGUUUAAUUGUAGGAAAGAGAUAUUCUGAACUGUAAAGUCAGCAUGUCAUGCAAAGUUAGGGAUUACUGUAAUCUUUAAUCUCACAUAACCAGAUGUACAUAUUAUAUUCAAAACACUGUAAAAAGUCUUGCUGCCUUAAAUGUUUAGUUGAAUCAAAUUAACUUUUCUUGUCAUUUCAACUUACGUAAACCAAACUUACUAUAAUAUUAAGCUAAACUUUGAAUAGCUUAAAGAUUUAGUUGAAACCUGAUUAACCUAUUAAAAUAAGUUAAUUUAACAUAAAAAACAUUUGUUAUCAUGACUUUUUGCUGUAUCAGUUUUUACAGUGCAUUGUGCCAGUGGCUUGUGUAGCUUUUGCAAGUUUUCAGUUAGCUAAAAUCCAAAUAUUUCUCUUGCAGUAUUCUUGCUGUUGUUAUUUUAGUUUUAAGUUUGCUUUUGUGAGGAAAAUGUGCAGCUUAAAUGUGAGGGUAAUACAUAGCUUUCAGUUCCUUGUAUGUAUUCUCUUUUUAUUGCUACACUCAAAUAUUGUAAAUAUUCCAAGAGAAGUUUAUGAAAAACUUAUGCAAUAAAUGAUAACCCUUAAUUUGUUACCUAAUGUUUUGAAACAAUUAU